UCGCCAAAUCCCUCCUCCCCUCUAAAACCCUGCCAAAGAUUUCUUUCACUCCCCACCUCCAAAACCCCUUUAAAUACAACACUUUCACCCCUACACCCAAAUGGAACAAACAUUCCUUUCAGAUUUCCACCAAUCCCUCCACAAAACCCAAUUAUCAAACUCAUCAUCUCUAAAACCGUUUUCAAUCGCCAAUUCCUUAAUUCUAAACCCAUCGACUUCCAUUCCCACUUUAUCUUCAAUCCUCCAAACCCUCACCCAAACCCUAAACCAAACACUCCCAAUUCAAUUCCACGUCAUCAUCAUCUCCCUCCUUUCCCGUCUCUCCAUCACCCACCCCAAUUUCACAUCCUCCAUCACCACCACACUCAACUCUCUCCUCACGCGCCCCACUCUCUCCCCACGCGCCACUUCACUCGCACUUUCAACCCUCGUCUCAUUAACCGACAAACCUGAGAUUCUCGAUAUGUCGGAAGGAGUGUUUCUGAGCUUGUGUUUUGGUUCUAGUGUGUCUGUAAGGCAUAAAAUGAUGUUAAAUGUUGAGAAAUUCGGUGUUAGACCAUCGGUUUUGGUUACGGUUUUGUUAGGGUUUAGUAAGGAUCCGUUUCCGUAUGUUAGGAAAGCCGCGUUGGACGGUUUGGUUUGGUUGUGUAAAUGUAGACGUGUAGUUGAUUUCCGUUUGGUUGAAUCGUGUUAUUUGCGAGGUGUCGAGUUGUUGUUUGAUUCAGAAGAAUGUGUUAGAUGCUCGGCCGUUAAAAUGGUAUGUGAAUGGGGGAUGCUUAUUGCGGAGAUUAGUAAGGAUGAAAGUAAAAAAGAUUGGUUAGAUUCGUUGUAUUUACAGGUAUGUGAAUGGGGGAAAUUUCUUGUCACAAAUAGCGAGGAUAAAAGUAAAAGAGUUUGGUCAGAUGCAGUGUAUGUUCAGCUUUGCUUAAUGGUGAGGGACAUGAGUGUGAAUGUUAGAAUUGAAGCUUUUAAGGCCCUUGGUAGGGUAGGAAUGGCUUCUAAGUAUGUUCUGAUGCAAACUCUCUUCAAGAGAUUCGAAAAUAAGCUUGUUGAGCAGCUGAAAGGAAAGCAUUUCAAUUUGCAAGCAUCAAGUGCUGCUGGAGCUUUUGUACAUGGGCUGGAGGAUGAAUUUUAUGAGGUACGAAGUGCUGCAUGUAAUUCCUUGAGGAUGCCUGCCAUUCUUUCUGCUGAGCUUGCUGCUAGAUCCUUAGGUUUAUUGAUGGAUGUGCUGAAUGAUGAUUCAACCAUUGUCAGAUUACAAGCUCUGGAAACAAUGCAUCACAUGGCAGCUUUUGGCCAUCUAAAAGUGCAAGAAGUGCACUUGCACAUGUUUCUUGGCACUCUAAAUGACAUGAAUUCAUCUGUGAGAUCUACAGCGAGGAAAGUUCUUCGUUUAACCAAGCUCCAUGACCUGCCUAUGUUUAGACUAGUUGUUGACAGCAUAAUACAGAGUCUAGAAAUAUAUCCACAGGAUGAGCCAGAUGUCCUCUCUCUUUUGUUUGAAAUUGGCCGAAGUCAUGGAGGUUUUGCUGUCAACAUCAUUAAUGAAAUCUUUUUAGAGAUGGAUCCAUCUUCAGAAAGUGACUGGGAAUUCAAUAGCUCAAAAACUGCUGCACGCCUUGCAUUAGCCAUCUCUGCUCCCCUCUCCCAUGGAACACGACAACAUUUGUACAGCAUACCAUCAACAAUAUUUUCGUAUGCUGUUACCAUGCUUGGAAGAAUUUCUAAUGCCUUGAAUGAAGUGAUGAACCAGGAGACACUUUUAGCUUAUUUGUCACAUUGUAGUAGAUCAACUAUACCCAACUCCACAUUACCUGACUCUAUGCAUGAUAAGAUAGUUGAAGAUGAUGUGUGUACAGAGAUGGACAAUCAAAUCACACUUUUUCAUGUAGCUGACCAGCAUGAAGUGCAUGAUGAAGAAUAUAGUUAUGUGAAGUUUGUGCUUGCUAAUAUUGUAGAAAUUUGGCCUUUGUUAAAGAUGGGAUGCAUAAGUGAAGUGCUUAUGACAUUGAGGAGUUGGAAGGAAGAGCUAGCAACCUAUAUAACUGAUCCACACCAAACAGAUUCUGUUUUAACAUUUACUUUACAAUAUAUUCAUGUGGUGAAACUCCUUUCAAAAGCAUGGUGGCAUGUAGUGCUUCCAAGAGAUGUACAUAACAAGGUCGGGGACAUGGGCUAUAUUAUGCAGAAAUUAGAGAGGAGACUAGGAGAAUUAAGAUAUCGUUUCAUCGGGUUGAGUAAAGAAGAGGAGUUGCAUAUUGAGGAGCUGACACUUGUCGCUUGUACUAUGAGACUAUCAUUUUCUGAUUUUCGCUUACAUGAAUCUGCUCUAAAGAAAUUGUCCAUUUACAAUGAAACAUCAAUAGACACUUCUAAAUUCAAGAUUGAAGUAAUGUCAGCAAUGCAGAAAAAUGACAGUGACACAUAUCGUUUUAGGGAAUCGCUUGAGUUCUUCUCCUUAAAGCCACUUAUAUUAGGUGGCAACAUGAAAUACAUGAAGGCAGAAGUGGAUAUUGGGGUUAAUGACUGGUCAACUCCCCUUCAUUUUGUGCCUGGAUUACCUGUUGGGAUACGAUUGAAGAUCAGGCUACAUAAUACGCCUAUUGACACCAAGUUGUGGUUAGUCAUGACGCUGUCAAAGGACUUGAUCCAGUAUGUGUUCAUUGAUUUGAAACAGUUUGAAGGUUCUGAUAAGAUUAGAGAGUUUACAUUCAUUCCCCCCUUCUACAGAACUGCCAAAGUUAGUUCUUGUAUAUUGAGAGUGUCUAUAGGCAUGGAGUGCUGUUCUGAGGUGUUUUGUUCUUUUAGAGGCCAUGGUGGGCCAAAUCAUGAGAUUGUUUACCUUUGCAAGGAAAAAGAAGUGUUUCUCUCUAUGGUGGUUAAAAAAUCUUAGUGUCAAACCUUUUCUCAAAGGGUAAAAUGUUUCAUGUUAUAUUAUUGCUGCGAUUGGGAGGUGAAUAUUGAUGGAAAUGCUCGUCUUACAGAAUCUUCAUAUGGAGGCAAUUUUGAACCAUUUACUUACUAAAUGGGCUGACCGGGUUAUGGUUUAUUCCAAUACCUAUUUAUUUUAGCUCAUCCUUUAAUUGGGUCUUCGGGUUUGAGGUCUCCAUAACGCAUUUUUGAUUCUUACCAGAGAUAGCCUCCCUGUAACCGUUUUAUAAUUUUGACAAUCAUGUUAAAUCACCUUAAAUAUAAGUUGAGACAGAAAGCGUAUGCGAGGGCAACAAGCUCAACCCAUACUAAAAACAACCCGUUCAACCCAACGACGCUUUCCACUGCCUAGCUUGCACGUCCCAUUCUUUUUUUCCAAUAUAGUUUGCAUAAAUGACAGGAUAAAGAGGGAGAGAGUGGACAGGGGCGUCUACUUAUUUAUGAAUGAGAAAUCACUUCCAUUUGCUUGGUCAAUUCUGUUGCAAGUGGAGGGACAUGUUUUACGUUGGUUCCGUUACAAAUGCUAUCUUUGCCCGCUGGUAUAUUUUCUCUCCUCAAACUCAAUCAGGGAGAUCUUAG
Molecule: messenger RNA, 3510 nt
Organism: Erigeron canadensis
Lineage: Eukaryota; Viridiplantae; Streptophyta; Magnoliopsida; Asterales; Asteraceae
Product: protein SIEL
Exons: 9
Coding region: 101-2893 (930 amino acids)
Biological process (GO): intercellular transport
Cellular component (GO): endosome
Source: RefSeq, a predicted model, not a curated record